CAAUUAGUCGAGACUUACAUAAAUAAAAGUCAUUCAGUUUGGAACCUUGGCCGGCAGCAAAGAUAUAUAGCUAGCCCUUCUGUUAUCUUGUACAUGUAUAUCAUGGCAAAGAAAGCAAAGCUUUGUGGUCCAUUAUUUGCAUUUUUGUUUCUAUUUUCUUUGGGGUACAGAGCCCAUGCAGAUGAUCCAGUGACAAUUUUCAUAUUAGGAGACUCCACUGUGGAUGUCGGCACCAACAAUUGGUUACCAGAAAGUUACUGCAGGGCUGAUUUCUCUCCCAAUGGGGUUGAUUUGCCUUAUUCUGUGCCUACUGGGAGGUUCAGCAACGGCCUUAACAGCGCCGACCAAAUCGCGAGUCUAUUUGGCUACCAGAGAAGUCCGCCACCUUUCUUGUAUAUGAUCAAUCACCCAGCCACUUUUAAAAGGGAUAUACUGCGGGGGGUGAACUUUGCUUCAGCUGGAGCCGGCAUAUUCUACGAAACUGGCCAAAAACGAUUUAUCAAAGUUGUGCCACUGAGCGACCAGAUUCAACAAUUUGCGACGGUCAAAGGGAAUUUGACAGAGUUGAUAGGUCCCGUUGCAACUGCUAAUGUGCUUGCCAAGUCUUUGUUCGUCGUUAGUAUUGGAAGCAACGACCUUUUCGAGCAUGUUCCUCCAAAUUCCUCCACCUUAGUUGAUCAUAACGACGACUUGUACAUCACAAAUCUUCAGUUCACGUACCAUGGUCAUUUAGAGAGUUUAUACAAGCUAGGAGCUCGCAAAUUUGGGAUUAUGAGUAUUCCUCCAAUUGGAUGCUGUCCUAAACUACGUGCUUCAUCAAAGAAGCCGGGUGCUUGUAGAGAAGAUCUAAACAAGCUCGCUCAAUCCUUUUUCAUUUCACUUGAGGAUCUUCUGCGAAAAAUGAGUUCAAAAUUGGUAGGGAUGAAAUACUCACUCGCGAAUACUUAUGAAAUGACCAUGAGUAUCAUUGAAGACCCAUUAGCCUUCGGCUUCAAGGACGUCCAAUCAGCCUGCUGUGGAUCAGGAAAGUUCAAUGGAGAAUUGCCAUGCUUUUUUCUCCUUGGCCCCAACCUUUGUGCGAAUCGGCACGAGUUCUUGUUCUGGGACAGUUAUCAUCCCACUGAAUAUGCUUCGAAAUUGGCAGCACUUACCCUCUAUGGUGGAGGAACAAGACUUGUCACACCCAUGAAUUUCAGUCGGUUGGUGGCUACUCAUGUUAAUAUCACUUCCUAAUGACAAGAUUCAACACAAAAAUAAAGUGGAAAUGAAUCUUCUCUUCUCUUUUUAUGUAAAAAUAAGUUAAAUUUGUGAGGGUUUGUUAUUUUGAACCAUGUUUAAAUUGGAAUAAUUAGCAAUAAUUGCGACGAUAUCUUCAACGGAAUUGGAUUCCAUCCAAAUCCAUUUUGUGGGGAUCCUAGGGAUCUCCAGAUCUUAGCUAUCCAUCGUAUAUCGUG
This is a messenger RNA of Malus domestica (apple), 1454 nucleotides long. RefSeq names its product GDSL esterase/lipase At5g55050-like. Lineage: Eukaryota; Viridiplantae; Streptophyta; Magnoliopsida; Rosales; Rosaceae. Gene Ontology annotation, molecular function: hydrolase activity, acting on ester bonds. The record is from RefSeq and is a predicted model, not a curated record.